Molecule: messenger RNA, 2163 nt
Organism: Lontra canadensis (Northern American river otter)
Lineage: Eukaryota; Metazoa; Chordata; Mammalia; Carnivora; Mustelidae
Gene: BTBD18
Product: BTB domain containing 18
Exons: 2
Coding region: 28-2163 (711 amino acids)
Biological process (GO): positive regulation of transcription elongation by RNA polymerase II
Molecular function (GO): protein binding
Source: RefSeq, a predicted model, not a curated record
ACCUAGAAAGUUUGUUAAGAGACCAACAUGUGCUCUCCUGCCAGUUCCAAAAUCCUAUACAGGAAUCCCAGGUUUCUCCGCUUAGCUUUUCUGCAGCUUCAUCACCAGCAACAGACUGGUGUGUUCUGUGAUGUCCUUUUGCAGGCAGAAGGUGAGGCAGUCCCAGCUCAUUGCUGCAUCCUGUCAGCCUGCAGCCCCUUCUUCACAGAGCGCCUGGAGCGGGAGAGGCCAGCUCAGGGUCGGAAGGUGGUGCUGGAGCUGGGGGGCUUGAAGAUCAGGACACUCAGGAAGCUGGUGGACUUCUUAUAUACCUCAGAGAUGGAAGUAUCUCGAGAAGAAGCCCAGGAUGUGCUUUCUGCUGCCCGUCAGCUCCGUGUAUCUGAGCUAGAAUCCCUUCAGCUAGAGGGUGGGAAGUUGGUGAAGGCUCCCCAGGGCCGAAGACUGAACAGGGAGUGCUUACAGCCUCCAGCAGCUGCACCAAUCUCUGCCAGGGUGGUGGCAUCCAGCCGCCGCCCUCGGACUCCACUGCCUGUGACCCAGACUCCUUGCCCUCUUGGGCCAGUGAGAUUGAAGUCCUCAGGGAAGGAGGAGGGGCCCCUAGAAAAAAGCAACCGACAGAAUGCAGAGAACUUGUCUGGCAACCUGCUCAAGAAGAAGGCCAGAGCUUGCCCAACUCCACAAGAAAAAAGCUCUUCACCAUCAAGCCACAGUCAGGGACCAAGAGAGAACAAGAGUGACCCUGCCAUUGUUCCUACAGCACUUUCUCCACCCAGUAUGUACCCUUCUGUGGAUGAGCGGCUAUUGCCCAGAAAGAUCAGACUGAGUCGCUCAAAGCCGUCUCCGGAUAUCUGUACAUCCAAGCCUUCUAGCAUGGUAAGCAGACCCACCUCAGUACCCACAGCCCCUGGCCGGCGCCUUUGGCGGCAGAAGAGUAUAAAUAAAGUACCAGAAGACAAGGAGAAACCAGGGAGAGCUAGUCCUCUACAGAGCAUCCCAAGCCCAUCUGGCCUUGGGAAGACAGGUGGGAGCAAGAAGCGGAGCCCUGAAGUUAGGGCACCGAACUCAGACUCUGUAGAAGAGGGGCAAGUUGGAAGAGUGAAACUUCGGAAGAUUGUCAAUGGGACAUGCUGGGAGGUGGUACAAGAGCCUCCCCUCAAAAACUCUCAAGACAGCCCUCAGAUCCCAGAAGCACAACACUCAGAAGGGACUGCGAGUACUCAGCCAUCCUCACAUAGAGAGCAGGAACUGUCAUCUGCUCAGGUAGAACUGUGUCAGGACUCCCCCUUGUGCUCUAGACUCCAAGACAUUCUGCUUUCUGCUAGCCGCUCCCCAGACCACCCAGUGGUGAAGUCUGAGUUCGGGUCCAGUCCAGAACUGAUAGGGAAGGAAACUGGGUUGGAUAUAGACUGCAGAGAGCCGUAUGCAUUUGACACAGCCCUGCUGGGGCAGCCCUGCGAAGCCGAGGAGUACCGCAUCACGACUGCUGCUGCCACCAGCGAGCUGGAGGAGAUCCUGGACUUCAUGCUGUGUGGCUCAGACAUUGAGCCCCCCAUAGGGUCUCUGCAAAGUCCUGGAGCAGAGGGCUGCAGGACCCCUAGCUAUCACCUGACAGAAACAGGAAAGAACUGGAUCGAAGGGGAAGAAUGGUGUUUGCCAGACUUGGAACUCUGGCCCAGGGAGCUCACAGGACUGGAAAAGGAACCUGUUGGUGAGAACAAAGAGCCAAUUGAGUCCCUUAGCCCCCUUGUCAUACCCUCUGAGGUGAGUGAAGGGGAGGUACUUUCAGUAGGAGGUUCCUGGACUCCAGAUCUGGAAAUUACCAGUUCCCAACCAUUGGAUGGUCGGAGAGAGAAGCUUCAUAUUGACUCUCUUGACCUUCCCCAAAGGUCCUAUGAGGACCUCUCACCUCCCUGUUCAAACUGGUUGGACACUAGGCCAGAAGUGUCCCUAAGUAUGGAUGAGGUGUUGUAUUCUGCUCCAGAGGCGGGCAAGGAGGUACCUGACAACUCUGAGUUGUUGGACCCGCUUCCUGCCAGCUCCGAAGAGGAAGAGAUUGAUGUGGUGGACUGGACAUCAGAGGGGAGGCUGGUGCCCACUGGUAUUCCCUCUGUGUGGCCCGACCCUUCCUCAGAGUCAGACACAGAAGUGGACAUACUAACGUAG